Messenger RNA from Rhipicephalus sanguineus (brown dog tick), 2380 nucleotides. Its product is annotated as phosphopantothenate--cysteine ligase-like. The record is from RefSeq and is a predicted model, not a curated record. Gene Ontology annotation, cellular component: nucleus; cytoplasm. Lineage: Eukaryota; Metazoa; Arthropoda; Arachnida; Ixodida; Ixodidae. Gene Ontology annotation, biological process: coenzyme A biosynthetic process. Gene Ontology annotation, molecular function: phosphopantothenate--cysteine ligase activity.
GUCGCCUUUUGCACUAGCGAUUUCAGUGAAGUCCUCGUGAGAGAGCCAGGGGUAGCCCCUACGAUGACUGGUCCUUGAAACAACACUUACAGUAGCCCCAAGAUAGCGUAUGUCGCGGCGGCCUUGUUUCUACUGGCCUGCCUCCGCUAGCGAGAUCGCCUUCCUUGUUCACAAACUGUGUAAACAGCGCGUAUCGAUAAGUGUGACCCUCUUGGAGCUCGCCUGCGAUAUCAUCUAAAAGUGACCUCUCUGUGUGUGCGUCGUGCAGAAGACCAUACAGUGGUUUGCGGCUGCAGUCCUCGAUUGACCCACCGCGUCAAGCGGCGAAUCAGCUGGCCGAAGCGCCGGACAGAAAAAUCGUAAUAUGACGACAUGAAGAGGAAGUCGGCCGCAAUUCAGACGUCGGAGCGCGAACGGCGACGUGCGACGACGAGGCGCGUGCGACAGGGAAAAAGCACUUCAUUUCACCGCAGCUGCGCGUCGUUGGGCGCACGCUCUUCUACGGCUGCGCUUGGGGCUUGCGAGCAAAUAUGGCAUCGAACGAGACCGAGCAGUGGGACGCCUUUUUUUUGCGCGACCAACCACCGGCAGAUUACGACGAACAGAAAAGACGCAUCGAUGAGUUCUGUUCCGCGUUUGCGGACACCGACGAGCGCGUUGUGCUGAUCACGUCUGGAGGAACAGCCGUGCCCCUCGAACACAACACUGUACGGUUUGUUGACAAUUUUAGCGCGGGAACCAGAGGCUCUGCAUCAGCUGAGUACUUUCUGGAUCAAGGCUACGCUGUGCUGUUUCUGUUCCGAUCAACAAGUCUGCAGCCAUUUGUCAGACGCUUCAAGCCUGGCGAACUGCUCAGCUACCUCCAUUUCGCAUCUGGCGAUGACAGCUGCAUUCAAGUGUGUGCAGAUGCAGUUCCCAAGGUGCGGCCCAUCCUCGAAGGUUACCAGCGGGCCAUGGCAGAGGGCACUGGCAGGCCGCGCCUCCUGCAGGUCUCCUUCACCUCCCUGACCGACUACCUGUUCCUGCUGAAAGCGUGUGCUGUUGCCCUGCGCCCCUUGGGAAGCCGUGCUCUGCUGUACCUGGCCGCUGCUGUUUCGGACUUCUAUGUGCCACCAGAAAACAUGCCCGAGCACAAGAUCCAUUCCGAUGCAGGCCCACUGCAGUUGCGGCUACAUCUGGUUCCCAAGAUGCUGAAGCCACUCAUUUGCUGUUGGAAUCCUGCAGCCUAUGUCGUCUCUUUCAAGCUGGAGACGGAUGAAAACAUCCUCUUGGACAAAGCAAGAAGAGCGUUGGCUACCUACAAGCACAAGCUCGUGAUCGGCAACGAGCUGCACAGCCGCAAGCACAGAGUCGUCUUUGUGACCAGCGACGAUCACGAGGUCAUUAACCUUACACCCGAGCAAGUGGCAGCUGGCGUGGAAAUCGAGCAGAUUAUUGUCGAGAAGCUCCUCAAGCGUCACACUGAGCACAUACGCAACAGCCCAGCAAGACGUUUCAGCUCCACCGUCAGCAUCACUGGAGAAAGCGUUAGUGACAGCACACUGCCCUAGCGGUCAUUGUCACGAACAGCUCAGCGAGAAACUCUUCGCCACUUCUGCAUUUCAUUGUGCUGGUGUGAAAAACAGGUUGUGUUCCACAGUUAUGUUUAUGCGCACGAAUGUCAUUUAAAAGCCAUACCCUGGUUGGUAUGCCCAUUUUGUUUCAUUGCAUGCUAAAGUUUUGUUGUAACCUGCCUAAUCAAGAAAAAGUGCCUGCUGUAGCUUUGUAUACACUAUGUACGGGCUAAAGCACAUAGACUGCACAGAGAAAUGUGGGAUACUGUGGUUUGUGACAUACUACUAUGCUAUAAUGCGUUAAAUUGUUUCACAGCAGAGGGAGGCAACAUGUUUUGCCACUUAGAAGCUUCUUGGCAAUACGAAUCCUGUCCCAUUGCAUUUUCCCGCGAAGCGUGUCUGUCAUGCCUUACAUGUUCCGUAGGUUGUACUACUUCAUAGUUCAUGUUGAAAAGUUAUUAACAGACUUUGCCAAUCGACUUAAUACACGUGUACGUAGUUUUUUUAACAUUGAAUCCAUCCACCUCGUACUGAUAGUGCUUAGCACCAGCCGUUUUCUCUCCUUUGAUGCUGGACAGGGCUCAUUUGUAACGUAGAAAAAAUGUAUCUGUAUGUUGUAUCUAAUGUGCCAUGAUACUGUAUAGAAUUGCAAACAGUUCUGCAAUAGGACUUUUCUUAUUUUGUUAAUCUGCAUAAUCUACAAAGAUGUCUCAUGAAUUCUCUUGGCCAUAUUUUGUAUAGUCUGUAGCGAAAGUACAGAAAAGUACGAAAGUACGGAAGCCACGGAUUGCUGUUGUCUCAAUCUGUUUUUGUGUGUGUGUGUGCAC